AUGGGUGGGGGGUGGCUGUAUCCCGGGGGUGAUGGUGAUGGGGGGGGAGCCUGGUGCGCCAGGGGGGGUUGGUGGGGGAGGGGCCGGGGGCUCCCAGGGGGUUUGGAUGGGCGCGUGGGCGGCCUGGUUCUCCAGGGGGGUGUUGUGUACGCACUGGAUCCCCAGGGGGGGAUGUUUGGGUGGGGUAGCCUGAUCUCCAGGGGUUGGUUGGUGGGGGUGGGCCGAUCUCCGAGGGGUAGGGUGGGGAUCGCCUGGAGCCCCAUGGGGGUGUUGGGUUGGGUGGGAUGCCUGUUCUCCAUGGGUUAA
Knipowitschia caucasica is the source of this 306-nucleotide messenger RNA. Lineage: Eukaryota; Metazoa; Chordata; Actinopteri; Gobiiformes; Gobiidae. The record is from the annotation of a GenBank genome assembly.